AUGGAGCGAGGAAACGGUGGUGACCUGCUGGCGGCGUCUUACCAGCCGUCUGUAGACGUCCUGCUCGGCCACAACGUCAGAGGCAACGUUUCUGGCAUGUCAAACGCCACCGACCUCUUGUCCGAGUCUCAGAUGCUGGACAUUUACAAACAGACCAUGUCGGCACGGCGGUUUGAUUAUGUGACGGAGAUGUGCCUGAUAUUUGCCUUCGCUACGCUGAUUCUGUUCGGGGCCAGCGGCAACGGACUGGUAUGUUAUGUGGUGGCAAAGAACCCGCACAUGAGGACACCUAGGAACAUCUUUAUCAUCAACUUGGCUAUUUCUGAUUUCACUCUUUGUGUCUUUACGCAGCCUUUUAACCUUAUGAAGUUACUCACAUUGGACUGGCCCUUUGGUAACUUCAUGUGUAAGUUUGUCCCCAUGUUCCAAGGCACUAAUGUGUUCGUGUCGACCAUCAGCAUCACUGCUAUUGCUCUAGAUCGCUUCCAGGUAAUUGUCUACCCGACCAAAGACAGCAUGAAGAAAAUCGGAGCAGCUGCAGCGUUGAUCAGUAUCUGGGUGAUUUCCUUCCUGAUCGCUAGCCCAACUCUCGUGUUUACCUACUACAAGUCGGAGAAACCGUUACAAGAGUUGCCCUUCUACCAGUACCGGUGCAUUGAAGACGACACCCUGAACAUCGAAAGAGGGGCUUAUUCUAUCGCUUGUGUCGUCGUGCAGUACUUUCUGCCAAUCAUCAUCGUCAGUGUGGCUCAUGCCAGGAUAUGCAAUAAGUUGCGGUACCGCAUGGUAAACCAGCCUAGCCCUGCUGGAGCCCCAUCUCCGUACCGUCAGAAAAAAAACGAGAGAGAAACCAGACGCAAAAGAAGGACAAACAUCUUGUUGGCCAUGAUCGGCAUCGUUUUUGCCCUCAGCUGGUUGCCAUUAAAUAUCUGUAACAUUUUAACGGAACUUCAUCGAAAGUUCUUCAGCGACUACAACGUGAAUAUCAGCUUGACUUUUGUCAUCUGCCACUUGCUGGUUCUCAUCUCAGCCUCUGCUAAUCCAGUGCUGUACGGAUGGCUGAAUGAGAAUUUCCGCACGGAAUUCGUAAAGGUGUUGUGUUGUUCUUGUUGUAAAACCUUACACGAAUCGGCCAGUCACAACUGCUGUGCGAAACGGGGCCACCAAAACGUGCCAGUGAUUGUUUUGUCAAAAGAGAGCAAUGGUUACACGAUACAUGACCGCCAGACUGGAUUAACAGGGCAGAUCACGAGCACUAUGGUGCCAUCCUCAUCAGACUUCGUGUGAAGACGUCUGCAGAUAAGGUGUUAGCAAUGGGGCGAUCUCAUCCGGACAGUCCGAUGCCAUGAGCGAUUAAACAAUCGACUGACCAGAGCCAGUCUCAUACCAGGCGACGUGUAAGAACAGUUAUUGUCUCCUGAUCCCUGAAUCUGUGAAAGGUGUUAGAGAGUUUUGUUCUGUACAUUGUUGAACCUGUUAGCCAGUCCCAUCCGUUUGUUUGCUGACUGCACAGAGAAUAAUGUAAGACGGGUUGCAUUCUAUGGUAGUCAGUAGGAUGUGACAUUGAUAAGGAGGCUGAUCGAUUCAUUAGAACUUAUGUGUUAAUGAAUCCAGUGUAAAGCUUCACUCUUAGUAGUGUUGUGUUAUCUUGUUUGAACUCGUUUAGAACUUAUCUUAUUCUUCACCUCAACUUGGCUAUUACUAAUACUAUUUUAUUCAGACAAUCCAGAGAAGCAGCACUAUUGCAGCACAACCAACCAGGUUAUCUGCUUUUUGACAAUAUCUUGCAGAUGCGAUAAGGUCUCAGGAAUAUAUUAAUCAAACAAGCAGACACUGUGGCGGAUAUUACAGUUCUAAACUAGUCAUUAUUUGGUUAAUUGGCUAUAGGUACAAAUCCAGCACAACACCGGAAGCAAAAGUAAAAUAUCAAACUUUCUUUGUUUAAGCCUGAGUUAUGCCUCACUAAGCCUGAGUAAGGCCGAUCAGGGCAUUUACCUGUCAAAUAUAUAAGAGCUUAUAGCAUGUAUAGUAAACACACGCUCCGUGGGGAUAUUUUAGUUCCCGUAACGUUCUUACAGCACUCUUCUGAGAAACAUCAUUAAACAAACUUACCUCGACAUUUCAAUGCUACAAUUAUUAAAAGAAAAGACAACAAAUAGUACAGCUUGAGUUAUUUCGGAGGACCCCCGAGGUCUGUCCGGUUUCGUAUGUGAAAUAUUCUUGAGUACUGGUACGACGUAAAACACCAAUCAAAUGAAUACAUAUAUUAGAAGAAGAGUAGAAACAGACACAAACGACCACAGGCAUUUUCCUGACGUGCUUGGUAACUCUAUAAAUCAACAGGACUUGGCCAUGUACGCCCCGUGUUAGAGCAAACGGAAAGACU
This is a messenger RNA of Liolophura sinensis, 2386 nucleotides long. RefSeq names its product neuropeptide F receptor-like. Gene Ontology annotation, cellular component: membrane. Gene Ontology annotation, molecular function: neuropeptide Y receptor activity. The record is from RefSeq and is a predicted model, not a curated record. Gene Ontology annotation, biological process: G protein-coupled receptor signaling pathway. Lineage: Eukaryota; Metazoa; Mollusca; Polyplacophora; Chitonida; Chitonidae. The transcript has a single exon. The coding region runs from base 1 to 1287 and encodes 428 amino acids.